AAUUUGACAUUAAAUAAGUGUAUGUUAAAAAAAUAAAAAUAAAUAUUCCCACAAUGAAUUGUGAAAAUUCCUUUAUAUAUGCUUGGGAACCCCGCAAAACAAACGCGCCCUUGAAGCCCCUCCCUGUCUUCGCCCGCGGCCUGCGACUCUGUGGGCAAGCGAAGACUAGUCUUCUCUCUCUCGAAUGGCGUGAGGCGUCUAAAAGUGUAUCUAACGUUUUUGACCAAUAAGUUGCCGAUGAUGGUUAACAGGAGGAUCUCUUCUUCUCCGGCGAGUGUGCCGGAAAUGGAUCCUGGAAUAUGGAGCAAGCUGCCGGUGGAUCUGCUGGAGCACGUUCUAUCAUUCCUCCCCCUCAAAACAUUCUUGAAUCUCCGAUCAACCUGUCGCCGCUUCAAAGCUCUCAUCUUCUCUCCUUCAUUCAUCUCCAAACACUCUUCUUCCCCUUUCUCGUCAUUUCUCUUGCUUGCUCACCCUCACUUCCACCGCCUCCACUUGCCUAUCUUCGACUCUAUCGUGGGCUCCUGGCGCAAGCUAUCCCUCCCCCUCUCGCGCCUCUUACCCGACGCCGCCCCCUCCGUCCUCAUCUCCACAUCCAAAGGCCUCCUCUGCUUCUCGCUCCCCAAUUCAUCCUCCUUCCUCGUCUGCAACCUCUUGGCGAAAUCCUCCAGACUCAUCGAAUUCCCUACGCACCCUUUCGCUUUCGAUGUCUUCACAUUCGUAUCCACAUCCGUCGGGUACAAAAUCUUCAUGUUAUCUUCCGGAUCGGCAUCCACCUCGGCUUUCGUUUACGAUUCUAGGUCUGAUUCUUGGCAGCAAUUCGGGGGUUUCGAUCCGAUUCUGAGCGAUAAUUGCCACCAGGAAGGCGUUUUCUCUAAUGGCUGUUUGUACUUCACAACGCCCGAGCCGUUCUCAGUCGUUUCCUUCGAUUUGGAAACGGGGAAUUGGGGGAAUUUGGUCUCUGAACUGCCGCCGGAGCUGACAUUUGUCAGAUUGGUGAGCAACGGCGAGGGGAAGGUGUACAUGAUUGGGGGAAUUGGGAGGAACGGGAUUUCGAGAAGCAUGAAAUUGUGGGAAUUGGAGCUGGAAUUGGGGGGAGAGGGGAAAUGGGCGGAGGUGGAGAUCUUGCCGGAUAUGAUGUGCCGGAAAUUCGUGUCGGUGUGCUAUCACAAUUACGAGCAUGUAUAUUGCCUGUGGCAUCAAGGGAUGAUCUGCGUCUGCUGCUACACAUGGCCGGAGGUUCUGUACUACAAGGUGUCAAGGAAGACUUGGCACUGGCUGCCCAAAUGCCCUUCUCUGCCGGACAAAUGGAGCUGUGGCUUCAGGUGGUUCUCCUUUGCUCCUGAGCUACAUGCUUUCGUGUGAGUCCCUGCUGUGUGUCAGCGCGUGUGUGUGUGUUUUUUAAAAAAAAAUAUUACUCUCUUUUUUUAUGUGAGCAUUUGGUUUCUUUCUUAAUAUUUAUUAUGCCAGCUUUACAUGUCGUUUGCUAUCGCUUUCUCUAAUGUAAAUAAAUAAGUUUAGUUCAUAAAGGGAGAUGUGUUGAAGUUCUA
This is a messenger RNA of Malania oleifera, 1547 nucleotides long. RefSeq names its product F-box/kelch-repeat protein At5g43190. The coding region runs from base 238 to 1362 and encodes 374 amino acids. The record is from RefSeq and is a predicted model, not a curated record. The transcript has a single exon. Gene Ontology annotation, molecular function: protein binding. NCBI's taxonomy places the organism in Eukaryota, Viridiplantae, Streptophyta, Magnoliopsida, Santalales, Ximeniaceae.